UUGUUUUUUUGUCAUUUCAGUCUUGCUAUUCACCCCGAUCGAAUCACAAUUGCCACUGGACAAUCAGCGGGACUUGGAACGUCUGAUGCAAAGGUGAGGAGGGGGGGGGGGUUAAGUCCUCACAUUCGAAUUUGGAAUUCCGUGAGCCUGGAGACCCUUCAUGUCAUCGGUAUUGGAAUCUUCGAGAAUUCUGUUGCCUGUCUCGCUUUCUCUAAGACGGAUGGAGGCUCAAUGAUAGCUGUUAUUGACGAGGCUGCAAAUCAUACCAUCACUGUCUGGGAUUGGCAGAAGUCACGUCGAAUUGCUGAAACUAAGAAGUACGAGAAACCCAAAUUCGUGCUCUCGAUGGUCUUUGCGGAGAAUGGAGAUCUUAUCACUGGAGAUUCUAAUGGCAACAUAUUCCUCUGGACUAGAGGAUCAAACAGGAUUGGCCACGCCGUGCUGGGAGUCCAUGUGGGAGGCAUCUUUGCUCUGACCUUCAGCAAAGACGGUCAUUUGCUCUCGGGUGGUGGGAAGGACUGUCGUAUCGUCCAAUUAGACACUAAUCUGGAUCCCACUGGUAUGGCUGUUGAGCUCUCCUCCUGGUACGGACCAGUGCGAACCCUUAUUUCGGGUCCUGGUGAAAUGAUCAUUGUCGGCACAACUCAGGGCGAUAUCCUGCGAGGUCGACUAGGCGAGGACUUCAGUCCCUUAGUUCAAGGUCACUCAGAUGAGUUCUGGGCUCUAUCCGCACAUCCUCAGAGCCAUCAUUUUCUGACUGCUGGUCGUGAUGGCAACGUGUUCCUUUGGGACUCCCUCACGCGUCGUCUAGUUUGGGCAGAAAACCUCUCCGAAGAGCUCACUUGUGCCGCUUUCUAUCCCCCCAUUGGGCCCUCCUCCCCUACAAUCAAUCAAAAUGGCCGACACAACAAUGACCUUGCCGAUUCAGUUCCUGUGGUUGCUGUAGGAACUGCAUCAGGACGAUGGAUUGUCCUUGACGCUCUCCUCCAUCAAGUUAUUGCAGCUCAUCAUGAGAGCAAUGAACCCAUUCAGUGCAUCGCUUUCUCUCCUAAUGGGCAGUUUAUAGCAAUCGGUGGAAGGGAUAACAGCAUCUACGUGUAUUCAGUAUCAGCUCGGGGUACAAAAUACGUCCGAUUGGGCAAAUGCUCAGGUCAUUCGAGCUUCGUUCUACAUCUGGAUUGGUCAGAGGAUAGUCAGUGCAUACGUUCCGUAUCGGGCGAUUAUGAGCUCCUUUUCUGGUCCGCAUCCAACUGCAAACAGAUUGCAUCACCGAGUAGCAUGCGCGACGUGCGUUGGGCCACACAGAGUUGUCAUUUGGGCUUCGAGGUGGCAGGAAUUUGGCCGCCCGAUUCGGAUGGUACAGACAUCAACGCUAGCAAGUCAAGAUCCUAUAGAGGUCAUUCCAGUCAUGUGACAAAUGUCAAUUUCCUCUUCGACGAUUCGAGGGUCAUUUCGGCCGGCGGAUCUGACACAGCUAUCCUCCAAUGGGAAGUGAUCUCCUAA
Rodentolepis nana is the source of this 1503-nucleotide messenger RNA. Lineage: Eukaryota; Metazoa; Platyhelminthes; Cestoda; Cyclophyllidea; Hymenolepididae. The record is from the annotation of a GenBank genome assembly.